AUGCGAUGGUUGUUACGAAUAUGUGUGCUACUCACGAUUUGCGUUUUUCGAAAUGAAGCUAGAUUGAACAAACAGGCGGCGGAAGUUACUGGAAGAGUGUGCGCUUUCGGCGAUUUCAACGCGGAUCGAAAUACUGAUAUUUUGGUGUCAAGAGGCGGUAAUUUGACCAUUUUGCUUCAGGAUGAUAAACUUCUCGAUGUGCUGAUAGCUGGCAAAUUCAUAAACUCGACGAGUUGGAAGAUCGCCGAUGAGGAGCUCGGCGACGAUUUGGAAUGCUCGGUUGGCGAUUUCAAUGGAGACUCGAGACUUGAUGUUUUGACGUCAAUUCGAAUCAGUGAUAAAGAGUACGAUCACACGCUUUGGACGUCGACCGAUGUUGACAAUACUGAAGUGUUUCGAUCGUUCCAUAUUGGGGUACUCGGCCAACACGCGAUGGCAAUCGAUGUGACGAAUGAUGGCUGGUAUGAUAUUGUGGGCUUUUGGCCGAACGGCACGUUUUUCUGCACAAAAGUGGGCAAAAGCGGUAGCAUUAUACCGGUUGUUGACGACUGCUCAACGGACUUUAGAAAUAUGCCGAAUUCGAUGAAUUUCUAUGAGGGCAUGCCGCAUUUGUUCAUGGAUUUGAACGAGGAUCUUCGCGCUGAAGUUGUAUUCAUGACGAAAGAUGAAGAGGAUGGAAGUUUGGUGAUGAGUGUUUGGCAAGAGCAAAAAAUCGGUUGGAUGUUCAAAGACUGGGUGCCGAAAUUGUCAUCGGCGCAAUACGCGUACAUUGGAGCACCGUUUGGAAUGGAUUUUGACGCCGACGGCCGAAUGGAUAUUCUUGUGCCGGUUUGUCGAGAAGCGGAAUGUCGACAUGUGACGUCGUUGGCGAUGUACUCGCAUAAUCGCGGUUGGACGAAUGUGGCGAUCGAUUUGCAGGAGCUUGAAGUUGAAGUCGAGCCGUACUCGCGCGUCAUUUUCCGUGUUGGCGAUUUCUCGUUGGACGGUUAUCCGGAUCUUGUCGCGAUUGCAGUGAACAAGAAUCGAAAUCAGCCGACGUACACACCGAAGGUUAUUGAGAAUGUCGAAUGUAAGAAUUGCGAGAAGAAUGGAACGCGCAAAUUCGAAAUCAAAAAGAUGGAGUUCAUUCAGCCGAAAAAUAUGGCUCUCGGAACGGCGAAAAUGGCGGCGUUUUUCGAUUUGGAGGAGGAUGGUAGCUUGGAUAUUCUUGUUGAAUACGUAUUCGACGGUGUAACCAGAUUUGGGUUCAUCUAUUGUCCGGACAAAGGGGAUACGACGUUCCUCAAAGUGCAAGUGUUCACUGGAGUGUGCAGCGAUCGAUGCAAUCCGAAAUCGAAUGAGCUCGGCUCGAGUAUUAGUUUCGCCGGCGCGUGCGCCUAUUUCUCGAUGAGCGACGGAUGGGGCGGGUCGGCGAAGAGCGUUUCGUGUCAGGUGCCGACGAGUUCGCAUCGCUCGUUGUUCUUGCCGUUCUUGUUGUUCGGUCUUGGCCGAAGUCCGAAUUUCGUCGACGAGGUGAACAUCGGAAUUCCGAAGUUGGCCGAUCGACGCGAAGAAUGGCGGCACACGUUGAAGCAGAUUGUGCCGAAUUCGCGAAUCAUCGUGUUGCCUCCGUCCGAGCAGAAUCCGCAUUGGUUGAGUAGGCUUUAUGUGACGCCGUCGCAGCUCAUCGCGCAGAGCCUUCUCGUCAUCGCAUCGGUAUGUCUGAUGCUGCUCGCCGUCGUCGUUUUUCUGCACUAUCGCGAGAAGAAGGAAGAUCGAUACGAGCGCCAACAGCAAUCGCACCGAUUCCAUUUCGACGCGAUGUGA
Molecule: messenger RNA, 1806 nt
Organism: Caenorhabditis bovis
Lineage: Eukaryota; Metazoa; Nematoda; Chromadorea; Rhabditida; Rhabditidae
Source: the annotation of a GenBank genome assembly